Molecule: messenger RNA, 1274 nt
Organism: Aptenodytes forsteri (emperor penguin)
Lineage: Eukaryota; Metazoa; Chordata; Aves; Sphenisciformes; Spheniscidae
Gene: JKAMP
Product: JNK1/MAPK8-associated membrane protein
Exons: 5
Coding region: 111-899 (262 amino acids)
Biological process (GO): response to unfolded protein
Cellular component (GO): membrane
Molecular function (GO): ubiquitin protein ligase binding
Source: RefSeq, a predicted model, not a curated record
UGCAAUGGUUCGUUAUUGGUACUCAGAUGCUUUGUAAAUGCAGUCUCUGCUUUCUGUAGGUAUGCCCUAGAGGCCAAAGAACCGAUAACAACAAAAUCUGCCGGGAAUGUAUGGGAUCUCCGGACCGCUAUGACUGGCUGUACCUUGGCUUCAUGGCCAUGCUUCCCUUGGUUUUACACUGGUUCUUUAUUGAGUGGUAUUCAGGAAAAAAGAGUUCCAGCGCGUUGUUGCAGCAUGUCACUGCCUUGUUUGAGUGCAGCGUUGCAGCAAUUGUUACGCUGCUCGUCAGCGACCCUGUCGGCUCUCUGCAUAUCCGCUCCUGCAAGGUGAAGAAGCUUUCGGACUGGUAUACGAUGCUUUACAAUCCAAGUCCCGACUACAUCACCACAGUGCACUGCACUCACGAAGCAGUCUAUCCCCUGUACACCAUAGUGUUUAUAUAUUACGCCUUCUGUCUCGUGUUAAUGAUGCUACUUCGGCCUCUUCUGGUUAAGAAAAUUGCCUGUGGUUUAGGAAAGUCUGAUCGAUUUAAAAGCAUUUAUGCAGCACUGUACUUCUUCCCUAUCCUCACCGUCCUUCAGGCCGUCGGAGGAGGCCUGCUCUAUUAUGCCUUUCCUUACAUCAUACUGGUGUUGUCUUUGGUUACACUGGCUGUGUACAUGUCUGCUUCUGAAGUGGAGUCUUUCAAGGAUCUUCUUGUCAGGAAGAAAAGGCUUGUUGUCCUCUUCAGCCACUGGUUACUUCAUGCCUAUGGAAUCAUCUCCAUUUCCAAACUGGAUAAGCUUGAGCAGGACCUCCCGUUGCUUGCCUUGGUACCUGCACCUGCCCUCUUCUACGUACUGACAGCGAAGUACACCGAGCCAUCACGCAUACUCUCGGAAGGUGGAAAUGGACAUUAAAAGGAGCCUGUGCCAACGACGCUGUCCUAAUGAGCUGGAUUAAGCAAUUUUAGUGCUUGUUACGCUUUGGAAACUUCUGUUUUAAAAGAAGUUAUUUAUGUACAAGCCUUCUGGGUGAAACACCUCUGAGUGAGACUGUGUAAUAUUAAAAAGCUGCACUUUGUAUUCUUCACAAGUAUCUGGUAUAGGUCGAAGGGAAUGUCUUUUGUACCUAUUUAUCACUGUGAAUCUGUAUGAAAAGCCUGUGACACACUCUAGUACAGCGGUUUGCUUGUAUAUGUUUAUUUCCUAAUACAAUGCUUUAGGUGGUGUUUGGAUAAAACAAUAGAGCCUGGUUUUCAGUAGACUUUCCAUAAAACAAAUAGAGCUUGAAUA